AUGGAAAACCUCCUAGAUAAUAACUUUGAGCUACUAGCAAGCGAGCUAUUUGACGUUCCUAGGGAUAGUGGAGUAUCUUAUCUACAGAUUGGUACCUCUUAUAACAAUAAUAACAAUAAUAACAAUAAUAAUAGUAACAAUGGGCGUAAUGGAGGUAAUGGAAGUGCAAGAGGUAGCCAACAACUUAUCCAACAACCAUCUCAACAUGUAAGAAAUUCCAGAAGUGAUUCACUACUUAGUGACGUUAAAAGUUCGAAUAUAGGAGUUUCUUCCGUAGAUGGUUCUCUUGUGGAUUUUAAUAGUAUUAGGAACGUUGAGAACUCUUCAAAAAUUGGGAUUUCCGGUCAUAUUAUUGAGAGAUCAAGUGGAAUGGGAAUAGAACAUACUAACAAUGUUGUUGAUGAGCUUCGAGGAUUUAAUAUUACAUCAAGACAUUCUGGUAGUCGUAGUUUUGGCCGUAUAGAAGAUACAUACCUUGAUUUAGAUGGUUCUAUGAACCGUAGAUCUUCUGAUACAUUUAGUGAUGUGUGUGCUUAUCAACAGCAGAAUAAUCUAGGUAAUAAUAAAAACAAUGGUAAUGGUGUUAUUCAUUCAAGAUGCCUUAAUGGUUCCUUUUCACAAAAUUCACACUUAGGUACAUCGGGAGGCACAACAAAGAUAUCCAACUGUAAUAACAAUCAUGGCAAUAACUUCCUAGAUGAUCAAAUUGAGUUUGAGACAGAACAUCAUAUUCAGGGACUAAUUGGCAGAUACAACUCUAUGUGUAUUGAUGACCAAAUUUUGAAAAUGGGUACCUACUCUAAUUGUAUUAAUAAUAAUAUGAAUAGUGGCAAUGUUAGCACUAAUUGCACUGCAUUUGAAGCCAACUCUCUGAACAAUAAGAACUCUAAUAAUAAUGGGGUGAAUGCAAAUGUAGAUGUAUUUCUUCCCCAAAUUGAAUACUGUAAUGUGGGAACUAAUAGCUCUACGAUUGGUAAUGGAUUAUCUCAUGAAAUAGGUUGCAUAGAGAGAGAUUCUACAGAAUGUUACAGAGCUCACCAAAACUAUAUUCAGAGAAGAUUUGCAAACGGUGAUUUUGGGACCUGUAAUAUGACCAAUACUACCACCGUUUCAUCAGAGCCAUCAUCUUUAUCUGGCGUGGCAACUCCUGGGAGUGCAUCUCUCAAGAGUGCCAACUCUACUGACGCACUUACUCAAAGAUUUAGAAACUCUUCCAAUAUAAAUCUUAGCUCUUAUGACAUGGCAGAUAUACAAGGGUCAAAUGGAAUAAAUUUUGACAAGUUAUCAACAGGUACAAUAGGUAUUAAUGGCUAUUCAAAACACUUAAAUACCUUAUCAAUGGAUGAUACCGGAAUUCCUCUUGAAGACCUGGUUUCAGAAAUGAACCCAAAUGGAAAACUAAGAUUCAGAAAAAGCAGUGGUUCUAAUUCAAAUUUAUCAAAUCCUACACCAUUGAUGGGGAGUAUGAACACAUCAGGAAGAGGAAUUAUUGGAGGUAGUGUAUGUAGCAGUGGAAGCAGCAGUUGCAGCACGGGAGUUGGAGGUAGUACUUGCAGUGUGGCUGGUAAUACUGGCAGUGCAUAUGGAAUGAAAAGGUCAUCAAAAAGUAAUUCACUAAUUCAUUCGGGUUUUAAUUCUAAUAGAAAUAAUUCCUUAAUUAUUGAUGAAGAGGAUAUUUAUCCUUCAAUUGGGCACUUCGCAUCACUUGGGUCUUCCAGCUCGCAGUUACUUGGUGUCAUGAAUAGCGUGAAUAACCAACCUGAAGGCUUGGUUAAUAAUUUUAAGUCGAGAUCUGGCUCUGCGAAUACUGAUUACAUGUGCAGAAAUGGAAUUGAUACUUCACCUUCUAUUAAAGGAAACUACAUUUCUUAUGGGGACUCUAUUAAUGGAUUAGAAGGUAGACAUUCAUCCCAUCCAGUUCUUAAUAGUGGUGAUAUUGGAGGCUCAUUUGAAAUGGACGGUAAUGUAAGUCAGUUUCAAAAUAUGUUUAAUAGAUUGAUGGAUGAAAAUAAUGGCUAUAGAAUGGAAAGUUCUAUACAAGGAAUUGAUGAAGUUGAACUUAGAGGUGAAGGUAAAUCAUAUUGGCAACAUACCUCACCAUAUAAGUUCUCUUCCUCUCAAGGACUUGUUGACUGGAAAACUCAACAUCAGCUUUCUAAUUUUGAAAAGAAUGAGUUUCUCGAUGAUUUUGGUUGUGAUAUUCCUUAUAACAGCUAUUUGGUAAAUCGUGGUCAACAACUUAGACAUAAAUAUUUUGGUCAACAAAAACUUUAUGGAUUCCCCUCCAAUGGAAAUAAUAAACAGCAAAAGCAUUUAAAACAACGUAGUGGUGUUUCUCCAAAUAUGAACAGUUUUGAUAACAAUCAGAAAACAGCAAGCACUUAUCGAAAUGGAAAUUUACCUCUAAUAUAUAAUGAGAACAAUUUACUUAGAUGUGAAUCUAAUAUCCUACGCCAUACAAACCGAACGGGAAAGAAGAAUAGUAGUGGUAGUUUAAGUGGUGGUAUGCCGAAUAUGUCUUUGAAUCCCAACAUGAAUAUUCAGAACCUGAAUAACCAGGGAUAUGUUGGUGUAAACCAAGGACAACUCCAAUACUGUAGGAAAACUUGCCCUCCUAAUUGCACAAUACCUACCCAUAUUAAUGGAAAUAUGUUUAGGAGAAAGUCUGGUUCAGGAAUUAUUCCAUUUAAUGGAAACCAAUUAGGAUUGGGAAAUUCUGUAGGGGUGAUUAAUAAUGGAGCAUCAAGGUCUUUAAAUGACUUGUCGUAUUCUGGAAUAUCCAAUAUGCCUAUUUCCUCUCUAAACAACCAGAACUACUCUAAAAAGACUCUUGAAGAUGCCCAAUACAACAAGAACAACAGAAAGAAUGUACCUAAUCACUUUAAAAAUACUAGCACCGCUUCUCAUUCAUGUAACUCAAACAUGACUGGUGGUAUGGCAGGUUUUGGUAAUAUGAACAUUCAAAACAAUUAUCCAAGUAUUGGUAGUUCUUUUACCGGUGGUUUGAGUGCAUCAACUACAGAUAUUAAUAGUAAUGAUGCAUCUCAGAAUGGACUUACACCAUCUACAAUCGCUGCUUUAUGGGCAAAAGCAAUGAGCAAGACCGGUGGGAGAACUGGAUUUAGUAAUAGAAAUAAGCAUACUGGCUCAAGCUCUGUUCCAAAUAAUGGUGAGGCAAGUACUAAUAACGUCACAAACUCAAGUUCAUCUGCAAAUCUAACUGAUUCUAAAAGUGGAGCAAAUGAUAUUAUUACAUGUGCUCGUUUCUCCUCAUUCUUAAGAAACAAUUCUGGGAGACUUCAUUGGCUGAGAGUUAUGUAUCAUUAUUUGGACACUGUUGAUGCCAAAAAAAUUCGUGAAACUAAUAAGGGAGAUAAUCUUUGUAUGGUUGCAGUUGAUGAUAUUGCAUUAGAGGCGGUUUCAAGAUCAUUUGAUCCUUCAGAAUGCGCAUACUGGUCUGAGCCGGAAAAUGGAGCUUUCGUACAUAAAAAUAUUAGGCUUGCUGUUGCUCAUAAAGUUGGGCAUAGAACUGUCUCAUCACCACAAAACUAUGUUAAUCAGAUACUUACAGCAUCAUUAGAUCAUAAUGUAUCUAUUUUACUAAAUACUUUAAGAGCUAUUGAUGAUCGUGUUAGAUGGAUGUCUACUGUUGUUAAUAGUAAGAAUGGUGGAUUAAAUAUUGACAUUAAAUCGAACAAAGGCAAUCCAUGCGUUACAUCAACAGAAGGGGACUGUAAUCAAAGGAACUCCGAUUCUAAAAGCAUUGUUGAUUCUGGCUAUACAAUAACGGUUAAUGGGAAUGCUACAUCCAUCUCAAGUUCUGGAAACGCUUUAAGUGGUAUUGAGGAAAGCGCAAAUGAUUCAAACCCUAACCUUUCAAACUCUACGAAAAACUUCCCAGGAAGAGUUUUCACUGUUGGAGUUAGAGAGGCAAUGAGAUGUUUGAGACACAAAAAACUAAAAGCUCUUAUUGUUGCUCCUGAUAUAGAAGGAGAUGGGGUUGAAGGAAGUUUAAGACACCAUGUAAUACAUAUUCUUCUACAAGCUCAGGAAUUAAAUAUUCCAACCAUAUUCGCCCUUAAUAGGCAUCGUAUUGGAAGAGCAAUGGGAAAACACAUGAGAAUGAGUGUUUUAGGCCUUCUUUCAAUUAGAGGCGUAGAGAAACAGUUCCAGGCAAUUUCUCACACUGCUCAACUAUUACGUAAACUUUACCAUUUUUGCAUAGAGAAUAAUUUACCUCCGACUGAGGAAACAUUCAAGAAACUUUCCUCUUCUGUAAACAUUAACUAA
Molecule: messenger RNA, 4290 nt
Organism: Cryptosporidium ubiquitum
Lineage: Eukaryota; Apicomplexa; Conoidasida; Eucoccidiorida; Cryptosporidiidae
Product: SECIS binding pelota RNA binding domain containing protein
Exons: 1
Coding region: 1-4290 (1429 amino acids)
Biological process (GO): selenocysteine incorporation
Cellular component (GO): ribonucleoprotein complex
Molecular function (GO): mRNA 3'-UTR binding; selenocysteine insertion sequence binding; ribonucleoprotein complex binding
Source: RefSeq, a predicted model, not a curated record